Schistosoma guineensis is the source of this 2955-nucleotide messenger RNA. The record is from the annotation of a GenBank genome assembly. NCBI's taxonomy places the organism in Eukaryota, Metazoa, Platyhelminthes, Trematoda, Strigeidida, Schistosomatidae.
AUGCAAGGUGUUGCUGCAUCUGUGACUGAUACCCUAGGAAAUAUCAAACCAUGGCUUCAGAAAGUAACAGCUCAAUCAAAGCCUACGGAUGCUCGGUACUUCACGACAACGAAAAAAGGUGAAAUUUUUGAGCUGAAAGCCGAAUUGAAUAGUGAGCGAAGAGAAAAAAAGAAGGAGGCUGUUAAAAAGGUCAUAGCCAGUAUGACUGUAGGUAAAGAUGUUAGUGCUUUGUUUCCAGAUGUAAUCAACUGUAUGCAAACUGAUAAUUUGGAACUUAAGAAGCUAGUAUACCUGUAUCUUAUGAAUUACGCCAAGACACAGCCUGAUACUGCAAUAAUGGCUGUGAAUACCUUUGUAAAAGAUUGCGAUGAUCCCAAUCCACUUAUCAGGGCUCUUGCUGUGCGAACAAUGGGCUGCAUACGUGUGGAGAAAAUAACUGCCUAUCUCUGUGACCCACUCCGUAAAUGUCUUAAAGACGAAGAUCCAUAUGUCCGCAAGACAGCUGCUGUUUGUGUAGCAAAGCUGCAUGAUAUAGAUGCUCAGUUAGUGGAAGAUAGUGGAUUUUUAGAACUUUUGAGGGAUUUGUUAUGUGACAGUAAUCCCAUGGUAGUCGCUAAUGCUGUCGCAUCAAUAACUGAAAUAUUGGAGAUGACAAAUUCUGAUUCUGCAAGGUCCUUACUUGCCUUCGAUGGUCCAGUAAUUAACAAACUCCUGACAGCUCUUAAUGAAUGCACUGAGUGGGGACAAGUUUUUAUACUUGAUGCGAUUGCAGAUUACACACCUGGUGAUGAUCGUGAGGCACAAAGUAUCAUCGAACGCGUAUCUCCAAGACUAGCACACGCAAACGCUGCUGUCGUUCUAUCAACUGUUAAAGUCAUUAUGAAAAUGUUGGAAAUGGUUGAUCCUACUUCCGAAACUGCAUCGACUGUAAUUAGAAAGUUGGCACCCCCACUAGUAACAUUACUUUCUGCGGAACCGGAAAUUCAGUAUGUAGCUCUGCGCAAUAUUAACUUAAUUGUUCAAAAGCGUAGAGAUAUUUUAAAGCAGGAGAUAAAAGUAUUUUUUGUCAAGUAUAAUGACCCGAUCUAUGUGAAACUUGAGAAGCUAGAUAUAAUGAUACGUCUCAUCAAUCAGUCUAACAUUGGUCAGGUGCUUGCUGAACUGAAGGAAUACGCAAAAGAAGUUGACGUGGAUUUUGUCCGAAAAGCUGUUCGUGCAAUAGGGAGAUGUGCUAUCAAGAUUGAAUCUGCCGCGGAGCGUUGUGUGUCUGCAUUAAUUGAUCUUAUCCAAACAAAAGUUAAUUAUGUCGUUCAGGAAGCAGUUGUAGUGAUCAAGGACAUAUUUAGGAAGUAUCCGAAUAAAUACGAGAGCAUCAUCUCCAUCCUGUGCGAGAAUCUUGAUACAUUAGAUGAGCCUGAAGCACGUGGGUCAAUGAUUUGGAUCAUUGGAGAAUAUGCUGAAAGAAUUGAUAACGCUGAUGAACUACUUGAAUCUUUUCUAGACGGUUUUCAGGAUGAAAACACCCAGGUUCAGUUACAGCUGUUAACUGCAAUAGUAAAGCUAUUUCUUAAAAGGCCGUCUGAUACACAGGAACUUGUCCAAACUGUCCUUGGUUUAGCUACACAAGAGUCUGACAACCCAGAUCUUCGUGAUAGGGGUUAUAUCUAUUGGCGUUUACUGUCUACAGACCCGGCAGCUGCUAAAGAAGUUGUACUCGCAGAAAAACCACUUAUUUCAGAGGAGACAGAUAUGCUUGAACCAACGUUAUUGGAUGAACUCAUUUGUCACUUAGCAAGCCUAGCUAGUGUUUAUCACCGGCCACCAAGUUCUUUUGUCGAAGGUAGGCAUGUAGCUCGGCGUCAACUUCCAGCACGCGUAAAUGGGGUCUCCUCGGCGCCUGGAGCAAAUUAUGGUGAUUCACAACAAGUAGAUGUUCCAGCUCCUACGGUUAUCCCAACUCAGGAGACAUUAAUUGGGGACCUAUUGGAUAUUGAUCUUGGAAGUGGGCCAUCUACAUAUGAUUCAACGAUGCACCAGUUCUCUCGCCCUCCUGUACCAAAUACUGGAUAUAGUUCAGCGACCCCUGAUCUUUUGGGUGAUGGCUUAGACGAUCUCUUACCUGGUGUUACUAAAACUCAUCCAAAUGAAGAACAGAAGACUCAAUCUGGAGGAGCAUCUUCGUCGGCUGCUGACGUGUUGGCAGAUAUUUUUGGAGGAAUCAAAAUGUCUGAUCUUUCUGGUGAUACUGGCUUCUUUGUGCCACCUGCAACUGUUUUACUGGAAGCUGCUCGUGGUAAAGGUCUCGAAAUUCGUGGUACAUUUUCUCGUAAGACAGCUACCGCACAAGUUUUUAUGGAGCUGACAUUGACUAAUAAUGCACUAACUCCCAUGUCUGGAUUCGCUAUACAAUUUAAUAAAAAUAGCUUUGGCUUAGUUCCAGCCCAAGCACUAAAUGUCCCUACUCCUUUGAUGCCUCAUCAAUCUGUUAAUGUAUCCCUUCCGUUAGCAACUACUGGUCCUGUAAUGAAGAUGGUUCCACUUAUGAAUCUACAGAUUGCUGUCAAGAAUAAUAUUGACGUAUUUUACUUUGCUACGUUGGUACCAAUGCAUAUUUUGUUUGUCGAAGAUGGAGAAAUGGAUAAACGAGUUUUCCUAGCUACCUGGAAAGAUAUACCUAGUCAAAAUGAACAACAGUUUACUUUGAGUCCAAAAAAUCUCACUGCUGAUGCUUGUAGCAGUAAAUUACGUCAAAACAAUGUAUUCACUAUUGCUAAACGUAAUUUGGAUGGUCAAGAUAUGCUUUACCAAUCUAUGAAGCUUACAAACGGUAUCUGGGUAUUAGCCGAAUUGAAAAUUCAACCAGACAAUCCGUCUUUUAUUUUAUCAUUAAAAUCACGUACAAUGGAUGUACAUCCUUGUGUUCAAUUGGCAUUCGAUGAAAUUUUAAAUCAUUGA